AUGUCGGCAGAGCCCGGGCGCUUCUUCUGCACGGCGGGCCGCGGGCUGGAGCCCUUCCUGGCGCGGGAGGUGCGGGCGCGGCUCGGCGCCACCGAGGUGGACUGCGUCUCGGGAAAAGUAUUCUUCAGGGCGGCGGCGAGGCCCGGUGAGCUGCGGCAGCUGCGUUCGGGGGAGCGCCUGUUCCUGCUGCUGAAGAAGCACAGCCCGCUGCCGGUGUCCGGGAACAGAGGAAAAAUGCUUCAUGAAAUUAAAAGCCUUGUCAUUGAGGACCCAAAAUACUGGCUGGAUAUUAUCUCUGUUUGGAGAAAGCUUCAUGGACACAAGAGGAAAACAGAUGAUGGCUUUCAAGAAAGCACAUUGGCUCUGAAGAGAAAGUCAGAAGAAGAGACAAAUACUGCAAGUAAAAGGCAGAAAACAGAGCAAGUGAGAGCAGUUGUGUCUGAGGAGUGUCAGGUGGGAGCUGUAGAGACCUGUGAGGCACCAGACAGAAUGAGCAGGCAGGAGUGCUGGAUUGAGAGCAGGCCUUCCUCAGAAUUCCCUUCCAGAGGCAGUGGAGAGGAUCCUGCUGCUAAUGAGGAGCUUAGCUUCAGCUUCAGAGUGUCUUGUCGUUGCAGUGGAGCAAUUGCCAGAAUACUGACUUCACAGGAGGUCGGAAGAGCCAUUGGCACGGCGCUGGUGAAGCAGUGCGGGUGGCGUGCUGAUCUGCGGGACCCUGACCUGGAGAUCUUUGUACAUCUUAAUGACAUUCACUCUGUGGUGGGGAUUCCUCUUUUCAGACUGCCAUUGGCAAACAGAGAGUAUAUCAGAACAGCAGGACUGCGGUCAACAGUGGCAUGGGCCAUGGCAUCUCUGGCUGAAAUCAGGGCUGGUGCCCUUGUGCUGGAUCCCAUGUGUGGGCUUGGAACAAUCCUGCUGGAGGCUGCCAAGGAGUGGCCUGAAGCCUAUUACUGGGGUGCUGAUAUAAGUGACUCGCAGUUAGAGGGUGCAGAUGGCAAUAUCAGAACUGCAGGCUUCAUGGACAAGAUUGAGCUGCUGAAAGCUUCUGUGAAAGCACUGCCAUUGCCUUCAGAAAGCUUUGACAGCGUUAUUUCGGAUAUUCCAUUUGGGAAGAAGUUCAAGACCACGAGUGAUGCCCAGCUCCUGCCAGAUAUUCUCCAGGAAAUGGAGAGAGUGCUUCGUGUUGGAGGGACCCUGGUGUUGCUGCUGAGCCAGGAGCUCCACAGACGCGUGGAUGGUUUGACCAGGUGUGCGGGAGGUGACCCUGCUGAGACCUCUGCUGAUGGUGACAGUGGAGCAGCCCCUGCACAAGCCAUGGAUGGUUUGACCAGGUGUGCUGAAGGUGCCUCUGCUGAUGGUGACAGUGGAGCAGCCCCUGCACAAGCCAUGGAUGGUUUGACCAGGUGUGCUGAAGGUGCCUCUGCUGAUGGUGACAGUGGAGCAGCCCCGAGCGUGGAUGGGAAUUCGUCCUCCUUGGCACAGGGAGGUGGAGAACCCAUUAUCAGCAGACAUUUUGGGUCUCUGCUGCCAGAGGGUGUUUAUGCCAUUAGCCUGGGCAAGACUGAUGCUUUCAUACACAAAUACAGGAAGGUGUCUCCUGCUGGGAGCAGCAGAACUGGGACUGGGAGCUGUCCCAGUACUGGGACACUCCCUGGAACUGGGAGCUUUGAGCUGAAGGAACUUGAAUCCCAAGAGGCUUCAGGAGCAGCAGGGCAGGACUCAGAGGAGCUCUGCUGAUGCAGACAAACCCACUGCCAUCCCUUAGACUGCCUCACAUUCUGUGGAUGUCCCAAGGCACUGUGCUGUUCUCUUCUUGGUUUUUAGGAGAGGUGGAAGAUGCCAGUUCUACUGUAUUGGAUACAGUGAAAGAGGAUAUGGUCUAUAGUAAUGUGGCAGAGUCCUCAAAUCCUUGUUUAGGCAAAGCUGCGCGGUACUGGGAGGAGUUUCUGUGGGAGAGAAAGUCUGUAUUUGCAGAACUGGAAACCACAUGUGGUAGCCCGUGAUAUUCGGGCUACUCACUCUAGCUAUUAAUUUUAAAGUAAUAUUUACAGCUUUGUCUCUUCUAACUAUUCUUAGUGUUCAGGUUGUUCUUAGGUGGAGGAUAGGCGAGCACCCUGAUGAGGUGCUGAGCAGGAAGGGAGGACAGAAGGAGAAGAAGCAGCACUGACAACUGGAGUUGCAGCCAGCCCUGGGCCCUGACUCUGUUUUGUGUGUCCUGCGUCCUCCCUGCCCUGCCAUUCCCCAUCUCCCUGCACUUUUGUGACCUAUUUUUUUCUUCCCUGUGCCUCUUCUUUUCUCUUGAUUCUUCUGUCCUAUGAAAACAGGGCUUUUAGAACUGUAUCAGCAUUAAAGAAAGGGCCCGAGGCAGUACUGAAAUCACUCUCCUUUGGGUUUUAGCAUCCUUUGUACAAAGGCUGAGAUAGCAUAAAACCAAAAAUCGUUGCACUUUUUCUGUGAGAACUAAACAUAAAGACUUCUCAAGCAAUAUCAAUCUUCAGGAACACUGGAGGUCUUUUGGGAAGGGAAAAUUAGGAUAAAAUACUUAAUACAUUUCUGUAUGCUUCUGUGUCAAGCUUUUGACUGAAGAUCGCCUUAAAGAGCAGAGUUGGGUUUAAUAAUGUUAUUUUGUUGACUUCAACACAGUUUCUCUCAAUUGUUUUUACUGAGAAAGUAUAAAAUUGGACUAUAUUUGCAUUUUCAAACACACUUUCCUGUCCUAAAAUAUCUUGUAGUUGUUAAUGUAUAUUUUUGCAGCUGUACAGUCUAUGAUAAAGACUUUCUUUUGAAACUCAGCGGCAUUUUAGACUAAAGCAAACUUUGUUAUGUCAGGGUAGGGUUUGGGGGGGUCGUUUGUGGUUUUGGUUUUGUUUCAUUUGGCUUGGUUUUAUUUACACUGAGCCUAUCGGACAAUAAUGUGUAAUUGUAGUUAGAAAUUGUUACUUUUUUAAGAACAAUUACUUUCAACUCUGGUUAACUAUAUUUAUCUAGUGUGGUUCAGUAUUCUUCAACCAUUGUGUUUACAGAAACAUUUAGAAAUGUCUUGGUGAGAAUUUUUGCUGUGGUAUUUUAGCAGAAAGCAGUUUAGGCCAACUGUGAGACUUUGUUACCUUGCCCGUGAGACAUGGAAAGAUGGUUUUCUGUUGUCCUGACAAGUUCUUUUUGUGUAUAGUAGUGCCUUUUCCUAUGUCCUAGGGCUACUUUUGGUCCCUUUUUGGUUGGGUUGGUUUUUUUUUUGUUUUGUUUUGUUUUGUUUUUGUUUUUGUUUUUUUUGG
Vidua macroura (Pin-tailed whydah) is the source of this 3269-nucleotide messenger RNA. RefSeq names its product THUMP domain containing 2 (gene THUMPD2). Gene Ontology annotation, molecular function: tRNA (guanine) methyltransferase activity; RNA binding. Gene Ontology annotation, biological process: tRNA methylation. The record is from RefSeq and is a predicted model, not a curated record. The transcript is spliced from 10 exons. NCBI's taxonomy places the organism in Eukaryota, Metazoa, Chordata, Aves, Passeriformes, Viduidae. The coding region runs from base 1 to 1734 and encodes 577 amino acids.